AUGGGAGAAUCUGUAGAGAGCGUCAUUGCCUCAUUGUUAACAGUACUGUCUUUAUCAGAGGAAGAAGAAACCUCGAAAUGCCCCUUAGCGACCUUUGCACGCUCCUUGCGGAACCUUCUUCAUGGGAAAAGUGGAGAUACUCACUCUCUUUGUGAUGCAAUUGCUGUGGAAUUACUGGAACUAUCAAAGGAAGAAGAAAGAAUUAAUGCCACAACGAAGAUGAUUUCCCUAACCCAUGAUAAGCUGAAGGCUGAAAUUGCCAGGCUUGAAGCACAGAUGCAAGACCAGGAAAGACGCCUUAAAGAGGUAACUCAGCAAAAAGAAAUGUGCAGAUUGGCACUAAAUUCCUUGGUUGCUGAAGAAGUGCCUUGUUAUGUGGAUGCUAAACAUGCACUUGUAGUCCUUCCGGGUAAGUCUUCGGCUUCCAUCACAGAGCAUAGUAAGGAAAAGCUCAAGAACGACCCUGAUGAAGGUACCACCCUCCCUAAAGCGGAACCCGUAGUACCCCCCUCGAAUAAUACUUUCUCUUUGCAAUCCUCUACUUUGGCAUCACCAAAAGCGUCCGUGAAAGGUACUAAUAGCAGUGGGGACCCCGAAGUCAUGCAAAGCAACUCCGGCGAGCCAGGCGGAGCAGGCUUCCAAUCAUCACAGUUGACUUCUUCAGCCAGAAACGCUACUAGCCUGUUGGUCACACUGCGUCUUCCUGAGGUCAAGGAAUCUUCCUUAUUGCAUGCUAUAGAAUCGUACGAACUGCAAACCUUUACACAGGGUGAUGACUGGAUGUCCACAGAGAAGUAUAAAGAUAUUCUUGCGCUAAUUCUUGCCUUGCUCAAACAUUUACCAGAAUCACGGCCACCGGUAAAGCUUGCGGAGCUGCGUUUACUUGGGAAGGUCUUUCAAGCAGCACCUAGCAGUAACAAGUCAUACAACCGAAACCUGCUGGCUGUGCUCAAAGCCCUUUUUACAGAGGGAAGCGCGAUAUUUGUCCUUGUUAGUCUUCUGAGCAGUGUCAAUGAUGAUGUUAAGUGCGCUGUGUUGGAGUGUCUCUCAUCCCUAGUAUGCGGCACUUUCCCUUGUGCAGUCGCCGCCUUCCCGGGAGGUCUUGGUCUGUGUGAGCAUGCACGUCGUGAUUUUUUAGACUGUGAUGGAUUGAAGCUACUUUUGCACAUCUUGUCGCUCAGCUCUUCGGAAUCGGUGAUGGAGUGUGCAUUAGUCUUUCUUUGGGGUCUUUUAUCCAGAGACGAAAAGACGGACAACAAGUGGUUGGGAGAAAGACCUAUUCGCUCGAAAGUAGUUGCUCUUGGGGGACUUCGUGCCGCGUUAGAUUUACUGUUUACUGACUCCCUGAGUAUUCUUGAGAACGUCUGCAUGGUGAUAGGCUAUCUUACGCGCGAUGAUGCUUCCAAAAACAACAUACGGGAAAUCGGUGGUCUUGAAAAGCUGAUUGCCACGCUUCGCCACUCCUCUACUUCGAUCAAGGCCAAGAUAGCUGGUGCCAUCUGGAAUUGUGCCUCAAAUAAAGAGAACCGCCAUGACUUACGUAAUCUUGGGAGCAUUCCGGCGCUGCUAGAGCUUUUGCUGUCGAAUAACACGGAAAAAGUUGAGAAUGCUACCCAUGAGUUUCUUUGCGAAAACGUCGCAGGUGCGCUAUGGAACCUAAGCGUAGAUGUCGAAAGUAGGAAGCAAAUUGUAGACUACGGUGGAAUUCCUCUUUUAAUUCAGGUGAUGACAUCUUCUAGUAGUCUGUCUGUUCUCGAAAAUAUUACCGGUACGUUAUGGAAUUGCUCCUCGUCAGCAGAGGUUAGGUUUGCCAUUUGCAACUCUGGUGGCAUCUCUGUCCUUUUGUCGUAUCUGAAUGCUUGGCAGAUGGACACGCCGCGCACAACGAUGUCUCGCACGCCUGUGUUGGGUUCCAAAAUGUCUCUUAGUGCGAAGGUGCUUGAAAAUGUCGCGGGAACUUUGCGUAAUUGUGCUUUUGACGACCGAUUUAAGCUGCUUGUUUAUGAGUCUGGAAGUAUAGAACUGUUGCUUUACUGUAUCCAAAGAGCUAUCCUAGAUUCUAAAGACAACCUCGAAGUACCACUGCCUAUCAGCACGGUAGAAAAGCUGAUUUCGACACUUUGGGUCUUGACGACUUUGCCAGCUGGCAAGCUCAAAUUAGCUCAAAGAGGAGGGAUCGAGAUGCUGGUAAAGGUAUUAGAGUCGUCGUCGCCGGUUCUGGCAGCGUCCGCGAAUUCUGGCAAAAAAGUGGUGUCCUUGUUUUCUUCGAUCAAGACUUGUGAAAAAAUGAAUCGCCUUGACACUCCUUAUGACUUUUUUCAAGCCUAUUUCUCUUCUGAUGUGCUGCAGGAAAUUCCGUCAUCACCUCCUAUCAUUUCAUUGAGUAUGAGUAUCCGAGAAAUGAUUGUCGUAGUGUUGCGGAGCUGUAGCAUAGUCUCCGAAAAUCGACGGAGGUUAAUUGAUUGUGGCGCGGUUCGCUGCCUUGUUGCGGUAGUGUUGGAUUGCUACUCACCGAUAACUGUAUUUUCCCGUCAGGGUGCCAGCUACAAAAGUGUCAACAAACCAAGGGAGCCAUCUGUGUUUUUGAAGGACUCUGUUUCUUCCACAAUUUGGUAUCUUUCACAGGAAGAUAAAGUGGUACCUUGUGAACAAGGUGGCUUGGAGUUCAUGUGCAUGCUUCUCCUUACUCCUCACCAACCAGCCACUGUACUCAAGAAAGCAGUCAAUGCCCUCUUUUCACUUACGGUCAAUAAUUUAGAAAAUAAAGAUGCCAUUCGUCAGCAUGGGGGUCUCCAUGCUUUGGUUCAAAUCAUCUCUCAUAUGAGCGUAUCGGGAUGCUCUCUCGAGACGAAAGCGUCUGAUAAAAAUUCCAAAGCAGGUGCUGAAAAUCGAAACAAUAUCCUUUACAUUGCUCUGCUUACGAUACGCAAUAUGACACUUUCAAACAAGGAAAACAUAAAGUACUGUGGUGAGGCGGUGAUCUCUGGGAAAGAUAAGUUUGGUGACGCACUCCUUCACGUCCUCCAGCACGGCUCUGAGGAAUGCGCUAAAGAGGUUGCAAUGAUAAUAAAGCACUUGUGCACUUUACCAGGCAUAGGGGAGUACUUCGAACACAAUGGUACGACCGAUAUGUUGAACAAAUUAGCAAAAAGCUCAUCCACAAAUUUGAUUCGGCAUGCAAUGAUAACUGCUAAGCACGCUAUUGCUCAAGCUUUACCGUAA
Molecule: messenger RNA, 3222 nt
Organism: Phytomonas sp. EM1
Lineage: Eukaryota; Euglenozoa; Kinetoplastea; Trypanosomatida; Trypanosomatidae
Source: the annotation of a GenBank genome assembly